Molecule: messenger RNA, 2804 nt
Organism: Aplysia californica (California sea hare)
Lineage: Eukaryota; Metazoa; Mollusca; Gastropoda; Aplysiida; Aplysiidae
Product: hsp70-binding protein 1
Exons: 8
Coding region: 534-1538 (334 amino acids)
Molecular function (GO): protein binding
Source: RefSeq, a predicted model, not a curated record
GUGUGAUACUUCCCUUUUGGCACAAGAGAGCGAUAGUAAACAGACCGGACCGAAAAUGUGAUCGUGAUGGACUUGGAAUCCAAGAUCUAGAAACUGCUAGAAAAAAACCCGACCUAAAAUAGAUCUAGAUUCUAGUUCUAGAUCGAGAUCUGUUGAGAUUUGUACCAGUCGGAUACUACAGUUGUUCGAAGUUCAACUUAUACGUCUGCAUCUGUUCAAAGCCUCUUUGAAUUUGACUUCACUUGUGAGAUCUUGGACUUGGGCGGCAAUACAACAAUUCUUGGACUUCGUCGACUGCUUUUUUAGCACCGGGAUCUUAGGCGGAGACUACUGAAUAUUGUAAAAGCAAGUGGCUAUUCUCCUGCGUCGCGCUGGUAAAUAGAUUGGAAGCUAUUCUCCGGCGUCAUAACUUGGCCUACACAUAGUGCCAAAAGUUCAACUUAACACAUCAGAACAGACUGUGCAAGUGCCAAUACAAGCUUCUAUAAAUAGUGUUCUUUGGUUGAGUGUUACGGAUCUUCACAGUCAUCACCAUGUCUGACGGAAACGAAGCUCCGAAUCCCAGACCUGCAAAAGACCUGAAAGGCCUUCUCAGAUUUUGUAUGGAAGCAACACGUCGAGAAGAUGCACAAGGUUCAGAGAUUAUUGAGCCUAUGACUGAGGAUCGGAAGAAAUGGCUUGAAGAGGCCUUUAUUCAGAUGUCAGUCAGCCCUGUGGAAAGAAUGUCCAUAUGUGUGUCAGUGAUUGAGAAUGCAGAAAUUGACACUGAAGAAGGCACUGAACAACAGAUUAAGGCACUCGAUGAACUGCAAGACUGGGCUGAGGAUGUGGACAUUGCUGGAGACUUUAUAAAAAUAAAUGGAUUGCGAAUAGUACCGGGCCUUCUUGCAAGUGAAGUCAGUGACUUAAGGUGGAAUUGUCUGGAACUGUUGGCUAAUCUGUCUCAAAACAAUCCCACUGGGCAGACUGCUGUCCUCAGCCUACACCUCAUGCCUGCCAUCCUUCUGAUGAUUGACACUGAUCCAAACCCCACGGUUAGGGUGAAGGCUCUCUAUGCAUUGUCUUGUUUGGUGAGGAGCAACACGGAGGCACAAGGCAGGCUCAAAGCUCUCGACGGCCUCAGUGUUCUUGUGAGGGCACUCAGCAGUGAGGAAGAGAAGAUUCGCAUCAAAGCAACUUUCUUGAUAUCUUCCAUGUGCGGCCACGAUCCUUCUUUUAAAGACGCCCUAUUGGAAAAAGGAGCUGUGGAGCAACUGGUAUAUCUUUUAAAGACGGAGGGUCACUCCAUGAUUCACGAGCACCUGAUGUCAGCUCUGCUGGCUAUUGUCACCAACCACAAGGCUGCACAAGAGAGAUGUUUGAGAGAGGACAUGGAUGUCAGGUCAUUUCUCUGUGAGCGAUUAAGGCUUCUCUCUGAUAAAGAGGAAUUUCAGGAGGAAAGAGAGCAUGCUGACAAACUGUUACAAGUUUUGAACUCACCAACCGAGACCCCAUCUUCAUCCAGUGAAAACCGAAGCAUGAGUCUAAUGCUGGCAUAAUUGUGAAUGCAUGGGUCGAAAUUUGAAAGUGUUAAUGCUUUCGUGUAACUUUUGUGUCAUGUUACAUGUAUCAACUUGAAUUGUUUUGGCUCUCCAGCAAAGUCUUUUUCUUGUCUAAACUAUCAGUUGCUCACCACUCUAGUAUGUAUUUCCUUAUCUAAUGCGCCAUGAAUCUACUAAUGCCUCUUUAUAUCUUUGUGUAAGAAAUUGUAGCUGAAUUUGAUUUAGCUAUGUUUUCAGUUUAGAGAGUUUGCUCAAAUAGUGAAGAAAAAAAAUAAUUGAGAAUUCGAAGAAAGAUUAAAGUUCAGAUUGACAGUUUUGUUGGAUGUGACGUUAAUUGUAUACAUGUCAGAUAUGGGGCUUUGAUACUGAUGAUGAUCUAAUUCUAAUGUAAUACUGUCAGCAUCAAACUGGUUAGGCCCUAGAGUCAAAUUUUCUUUGCUGUUUCAGAGAAAGCUAGAUCUGACAGGUGUGAACAUUUUAGAUCAAUAAUUGUACCUAGAUGUCCAUUCUAUAUGUGUAAUGUUACAAGCUAUGUAAAGAUGAGUAUCUGUUUUAGUUUUGUUGCGUGAGAGAGACGGGGGGAGUGAGGUAGAAAGAGAGAGAGAAAGACAGGAGAAGUGAGGGAGAAAUGGAGAGAGAAAGGUUUCUCCCCUUGCACCAACAGGCUUCUUACUGUAUUUCUGUCGCUAGGCAUAGCUUACCCACAUGAUGAGUUCUGUAUUUGUCAAAGGUUGCUUGUAGUAUGGUCUAUUUUAAACAUGUUUGAAGAUGUGCUCUUUUCUCCUCAAUGACUACUCCUGUCCGUGAAUCCUCAGGGGAAGACACUCAAAGGCCCAGGUUUGCUUGUGGAAUAUUGCAACGACAGUUUGGUCAGCCAGAUUUUGAUAGCACAGACCUGCAGGCAGAACAUUAACUUGAUGACUCUUUACUGCCUGGUUACCAUUCUGUUCUUCCAGGUGUGCCUAUUCUUUUGCCUUAGUUUUUAUAAAGGUUUGCAAUUUAUAGGUGUGGCAAAGUUUAUUAAUUAAAAAAUUUUUUUGGGCCCCAAGAUUCAUGCUCUUCUGUUGCAAUUUCAAUUAUUGGUUGAACACAUCAGGGAUGCUUGGCAUUGUCGUUUGCUAUCAUAUUCAUUAUUGUACAAGGGUUGGAUUUGUUUUGCCUUAAAUGGAUGCUAUCUUUGUUUUUAAUUUGACAGCACAGUUGGGCUUGCCAUGUUGUUUUCGGCUCAUCAUCAAAUAUAAUGAUAUGGUUUUUAUACCGAAA